UAAUCGUCUUAUCGUGCUGACCAUCAUCUCGUAAGCCUCUGGUGCCCGUGAAAGGCGCCGGGCGACAUCCCCGGUUCUUCUCCACUUCCUUUUCUCCGCUGAUCUGAGCGCAAGGCUGAAUUGUCCCAUUCGCCGACCUCACUACUUCGUCCUUUCUUGUGCACCUUCCUCAUACCACCUCAUCUCUUCUUUCGCCGCCUCUUUCCUCCAUCUGGUGCGAUCUCACAGAAUGGCUUCCAUGUUCUCGCAACGGGACAUCGCCAUCGAUGACACAUCCCUGCUCCUCUUGAUUGGGAUCAUCGCCCUCCUCCUGGUCUCUGCACUGCUCACACGAUGGCACCAGCCUACCCUACAUCCGCUCAUCCUUGGCCGUCAAGCUGACGCAACGAAAGUUCACCAGGAAGGCGAGUCGGCCGUCUACCGCAACGCAAAUUCCCCGCAUGGCUUCGAUCUUGCCGCUCGUCCACGCAAGGGCGCCAAUGACGUGACGACGCUGCUCACCCUCGGCUCAAAGGGCGGAGAGGCGAAGCACAAGAGGAAGGUCUACGGCAAGGAUCUGACCAACGAGGACAUUCUCAAUGCCUCGAAAAAGUUCGGAACAGGUCUUCAAAAGAUUGUUGGGGGCGGCGCUGGUGAUCAAGCUGCCCUCGCGAUCAGUGUAGAGGUGGACCACAUUGAGGCCCUGCAGGCGCUCCUAGCCGGUGAACUGCUUCGGGACUCAUCUUCUGGCCGUACGCCCUUCUCUACCCUGGUCAUCCCACCGCUUCAUCUGCCACAAGGCCAACCAGAACAGUUCCCAGUGAGCGGAAAGACUGACAAGUUGGCUGCAGUCUACACUACGUCCAAGGCGAUUCGCAAGGCGGCUGCUAUGUCCAUUGCUACUUCGGAGACUUUGUACAUUCUCAGGGAUCAGCAAGAGGUCGCUGAAGCCGAGAAGGCUCUGCAGACUAACGGAGGCAAGCUCCCACGCAUGGUGUCCUUCCACGAAGUACUGGACCAGGGUUCGGACACCUCCUCCCCCGCUGAGGCAGGCGCUGAAUCCUCCUCGAGGGGCGGCUCUAUUCAGUCUUCUUUCUGGCUUGGCUCUGCUUGGACGCAGGUCAGCAACCAGUCCCUUUGUGCAGGUGUGACGGCCUACCUCUCCUUCUAUCCCGCAGACAAAAUUCCCACGACGGCAGAUAGGAUCUGGGUGGAACAGUCCCCCUUUGUCAAAAGCCCUUCGCUGCAUCUGGGGGCAGCUGCUACGCCCGCGGGACUGGCAUUGGCCCUCACCGCCCUCUACACGGGAUCGUCCCUCCAAGCUGCGCCCUUGACUUCUUCGAUUGACGACCCCAAUCCUGCAACGAGUGCCGCUCUGGUCAACUUCAAGCCAACACUUAUCUACGCUUCACCCAAUGGAGCCUCCUCCCUCGGCCUGGCUCUCACCUCGAAGUCAAAGCGCUCGCCCUUUGGCGGUACAGUCUACCAACGCAAGCUCCUAGCCCUUCGACGGGGAACCCUUGAUCGAAGCUCAAUCUGGGACUCUUUCCUCUUCAAUUCAGUCCGCUCAAGCACUGGUACGGACCAGACUAGAGGCGUGAACAUCGUUGGGCGUGGUUGGGUAGUAGGCCAAUCUCUACUGGACGUGCUGAGAGGUCAUCUCGGAUGCCCGGUAGUGAAUUCCUUUUUGCCCGACGGACCCCUUGAAAGCAGGGGUGGCCAGAGCGGUGGAGCUCUCUCAUCGGCUUGGCUGACUGCUCCCAUUGCUUCGUCACACUCCUACGACGUGCAAGCUUUCCAGGCAAACAACAGGAUCAGUGAGAUGCCCGCGCAUGUUGGUCCUCCUUCUGUCAGCGUAGAGAUCAAGCUCGUCAAGGACGGAGAAGACGCAAAGACGCCUCACGGCUGGGAACGCUUCAAGGGUCCCGGAGACGUCAUUGGUCAGGUCCUUGUUCGCGGUACCACCUUGACAACGAACGGUACCGAAGGGCAAGGAGACCCGGGCAACGUCGAAGGUGGCACGUGGUACUCGACUGGCUCCAGUGGCCUCUUCAGGAGCAAUGGAACUUUGCUGCUUCUGCCUCCUUCUAUCCAUGCGGAGAAGAGGGAGAUGGCGCCUUUGCCUACCAUGAGCUCAAAGUAUCCCGUCAAGGGCGGGAGGAAGAUUGGAACGGGGGAUGAUGAGGAUGAAGAGCAGACGGCGGGGAAGAAGAAGGGUGAAUGAAUGGGGGGAAAGGCGAGGCUCUGUUAGAAUGUCUGCAUGAUCAGCAAUAAUCAUACAUGUUGUCUGGCGCCGCCGAUCUGAUCGAC
Molecule: messenger RNA, 2289 nt
Organism: Microstroma glucosiphilum
Lineage: Eukaryota; Fungi; Basidiomycota; Exobasidiomycetes; Microstromatales; Microstromataceae
Exons: 1
Coding region: 230-2203 (657 amino acids)
Source: RefSeq, a predicted model, not a curated record